Messenger RNA from Phytophthora sojae, 2055 nucleotides. RefSeq lists its product as hypothetical. Bases 1 to 1992 code for a protein of 663 amino acids. The transcript has a single exon. The record is from RefSeq and is a predicted model, not a curated record. Lineage: Eukaryota; Oomycota; Peronosporomycetes; Peronosporales; Peronosporaceae. Gene Ontology annotation, biological process: lysyl-tRNA aminoacylation. Gene Ontology annotation, molecular function: ATP binding; tRNA binding; lysine-tRNA ligase activity. Gene Ontology annotation, cellular component: cytoplasm; cytosol.
AUGAGCAGCCCCGCCGACGCCCCCGCGACGGACGUGCCCCCGGCCGCCCCGGCCACCUCGGACGCCGCCGCGCCCAUCAGCAAGAACGAGCUGAAGCGCCGCCUCAAGGCGGAGAAGGCGGCCAAGGCCAAGGCCGAGAAGGCCGCCAAGAAGGCCGCGGAGGCCGCCGCCAAGCCCAAGAAGGCCGCCUCGGCCGCCGCUGCCGACGAGGAGGAGCUGGACCCGACCGCGUACUUCGCCAACCGCGAGAAGGCGCUCGUGGAGCUGGAGAAGCAGGGCGUGAACCCGUACCCGCACAAGUUCCAUGUGUCCACGUCGCUGCCCGAGUUCCACGAGCAGUUCGGCGACGUGGAGGCCGGCAGCCACAACGCCGACGUGAUCGUGUCGGUGGCUGGCCGCCUGCACAGCAAGCGCGCGUCGGGCGCCAAGCUCGUCUUCUACGACCUGCGCGCGGACGGCAAGAAGCUGCAGAUCAUGUCGGACGUCGGCACGUACGAGAGCGCUGAGGCCUUCGCGAAGAUCCACAGCAUCCUGCGCCGCGGAGACCUUGUGGGUGUGCGCGGCCACCCGGGGAAGUCCAAGAAGGGCGAGCUGUCCAUCUUCCCGCAGGAGCUGGUGCUGCUCUCGCCCUGCAUGCACAUGCUGCCCAAGAGCCACGCGGGCCUCUCGCUCAACCAGGACACGCGCUACCGCCAGCGCUACCUGGACCUCAUCAUGAACGACGACACGCGCGGUGUGUUCCAGACUCGCGCCAAGAUCAUCAACUUCAUCCGCCGCUUCCUGGACGACCAGCACUUCCUCGAGGUGGAGACGCCCAUGAUGAACAUGAUCGUGGGCGGCGCCACGGCCAAGCCCUUCGUGACGUACCACAACGACCUGCACAUGAACCUCUUCAUGCGCGUGGCCCCGGAGCUGUACCUGAAGCAGCUGGUGAUCGGCGGCCUGGACCGCGUCUACGAGAUCGGCCGCCAGUUCCGUAACGAGGGCAUCGACCUAACGCACAACCCCGAGUUCACGAGCUGCGAGUUCUACAUGGCCUACGCCGACUACAACGACCUCAUGACUCUCACGGAGAAGCUCUUCUCCGAGAUGGUCAAGGAGAUCACGGGCAGCUACUCGAUCACGAUCCAGAAGGAGCCCGGUGAGGAGCCCGUGACCAUCGACUUCACGCCCCCGUUCAAGCGCGUGAGCAUGGUCUCGGCCGUCGAGGAGGCCACGGGCGUCACGAUCCCCAUCGACGACCCGGAGAAGUGCCUGCCCAUCCUGGAGGAGCUUGUGACCAAGUACGAGCUCGAGUGCGCGCCGCCUCGCUCCAUCGCGCGUCUGCUGGACAAGCUGGUGGGCCACUUCAUCGAGGACAACAAGGCCUACUGGACUAAGCCCUUCUUCAUCAUGGACCAGCCCGUGUACAACUCGCCGCUGGCCAAGUACCACCGCACCAAGCCCGCUCUCACCGAGCGCUUCGAGCUGUUCCUGGCCGGCGCCGAGAUUUGCAACGCUUACACGGAGCUGAACAACCCCAAGGUGCAGCGCGAGCGCUUCAUCGAGCAGAUGGAGCAGGCCGCCGCCGGCGACGACGAGGCCCAGCCGCACGACGAGGCCUUCUGCACGGCCAUGGAGUACGGCCUGCCGCCCACUGCUGGCUGGGGCUGCGGCGUCGACCGCCUCACCAUGUUCCUGUCCAACCGCUUCAACAUCAAGGAGGUGCUGCUCUUCCCUGCCAUGAAGCCGGACGAGCAGGCGGCCCCGGCCCCGUCGGCCAGCGGCUCGGCUUCGCUCAUCUCGGCCACGGGCUCGGUGGCCCUGGACGUGCUGGAGAAGCGUCUCGCUGGCUCCACGUUCGUCAACGGCUCGUCCCCCUCGAAGGACGACACGGCGGUCUUCGAGCGCGUCAAGGUCGUGGGCAAGGACAUCCUCAAGAAGUACCCGAACGUCGAGAAGUGGCUGGACUUCGUGACCGCCUUCCCCAACGAGCUGCGUGCCAAGUGGUAGAGCGGAUGUAUAGGCUGAGGAAGCUUGUCGAUGCCUAAAUGAUAGCGUCCAGUUUUCCGAUCC